This is a messenger RNA of Dioscorea cayenensis subsp. rotundata (Guinea yam), 6792 nucleotides long. RefSeq lists its product as uncharacterized. Gene Ontology annotation, cellular component: histone methyltransferase complex. Gene Ontology annotation, biological process: positive regulation of DNA-templated transcription. Lineage: Eukaryota; Viridiplantae; Streptophyta; Magnoliopsida; Dioscoreales; Dioscoreaceae. The record is from RefSeq and is a predicted model, not a curated record. The coding region runs from base 1 to 6624 and encodes 2207 amino acids. The transcript is spliced from 19 exons. Gene Ontology annotation, molecular function: histone H3K4 methyltransferase activity; protein binding.
AUGAAGUUCGAAUCUCGAGGAAAUCGUACGGUGAGAAAAAUUCCCUUUGGAAAAGAAGCAAAGGGGGUCAGUUUGGUCAUUGGGUGCCAUGAUUUCUCUUUCACUGUUGCUCCCUCGCUGAAAGCCUGCAAACGCUCAGACCUCUCUCAGAGCACGAGAGCGAGAGAGCGAGAGAGAUGGAGAUGUUGCCAUCCAUGGAGGACUAGUUUGAUCGGAUUGGAGAUGGAGGGUGGGUGGCAAUCCAAGCUCCCAUCUACUUGGCCUCCCUCGCCACCGGGAACUGUGCCGUUGACGCCUCCUCCACCGCCGAUCGUCUCCGGAUCCGCUAGUCAGCCUGCUCUGCAUCCUUUUACUCAGCCACCCAUAAUUCUUGGAGAAACUGAUCGAGCUAUUCUUCAGGAACCAUUUGUCUUCAGCAAUUUGAACUUGAGUUCCAGCUGGUCAGGCCAGGCAGAAGUGAGCAAUCCGAUACUAGCUCUUUUGUCAGGGGAUUCGCGUCAACUCAGUAGCACUCUUCUACAAUUUCCAAAUUCAGCUUCUGUGGCCACUAAGCUUUCUACUCACAGCAGUGAUGUUAUAAUUAGCAGUGCCGGUGGUGUCAUACCAAUUUCAGGUUUGGCAUCUUCAUCUGACAAUCAUGGAAAUGACCCUAUGGGUAACAGAGAACUUCCAUUUGCCACCUCUAAGUCAAAGUUGACGUCCCGAACUCCUAUUUCACCAAACAAUCUUCAGUUAUAUGGUUCUUGCCACCAUACUUCGGAUUCAUCUAAAAUAGUUCAUCAAGCAUUUCAAGGCAACAAUAAUGGGAUGGCACUGUCAUCUACUGGGCAUGAGUGGCGUAAUUUAAGUAUGCCUACAAAUGCCAUGUAUCAUCAGUCCAUGAAUCAUGGGAUAGUUCCAAAGUCCACGUUAAAAGUCAAGUCCGCGAUCUCUAAUCAAGCAUCUGCGUUAUGUGGUGGUCAUCUUCAUGCCUUUUGCUUGAACACAGUGGGACAGCUUUUUUUGAGUGAUACGGGGCUUCUGGGAGUUCUUUGUUUGUGCCAUAGUUUGCCUAUGUCUGUGGCGAAGUUUUGCGAGCAUUCUGGGUCAUCUUCAGUUUAUCCUGGUGAUGCUGUCCAUUUGGAGAAUGGUCUAACUGUUGCUCAGUGGUUUCAUCUUAGUUUUGGAAUUAGGAUUCCAGAUAAUGAUAAUGGAUGGGAUUGGCCGGAUGGUUUUUCACCAAAAAGUGGCCCUGCUGCAUCAAAAGCCAAUAAUUUCCCUUUGUUGCUGAAGAAUCUUGGGACAUCUCCAUCUGAAUCAUUUUGUGGCUUUAAGAGAUAUGGAGAACAAUGGAAUAACUUUGUACAUCCAAGCCACUCUUCUACAGGAGCACCGGAGCAGAUUACCCAUGAUAGAUCUCUGAGUACGAUUGUGAAUAAUGAUUAUCUGGGGAAUGCCUCUGCUAGCACCAGUUUAUACUCAAAGAACUUCUCUGGUUCAGCACAAUGUUCCACAUCUGCUGCAGCUAAAAGUCAAGUGGUGCACGCAGUUAAGGAAGCUCCUGUCUGGAUACAUCGUUCAGCUUCAGUUUUAGCUCUUCAUAAGCGGGAGCAAAGUGCUGGGCAUCAAUUUGUUGUGGACAAUGCCGGCACAGGUAUGUGUGGAACAUCAGUUUCUCACCCGUCUUUAGGCUUAAAGAAAUCUUCCCCAGCCAAAGAGUGUGAGGUAGACAAGGGCAAAUAUUUGAGUGAAACAUUCUGGGAUUAUAGGAAUGGUGUUUCUUCAAACAUUGAGUUGAGGCUUGGGCAGCCAUCUCAACAUAACCAAACUUUUGUUGGGCCAAUUUCAUCGUCUGUGCAUCCUAGCCAAACUGAGGUACCGAGCAAUUCUCACAAGGCCUGCUUACCUCAACCAUUAAUGUGCUCAAGUAAGCUAGCUGCUGAAUGUGCCCCUGAAAUAAAUAAAAUCAGGCCAUUAUGGAGCUAUUCAUCAGAAAGAUCAGCUCCAAAUUGCAGAUUGUUGCAAAAUGCAAUUGGAAAAGAAGUGACUACUGAUAAUUCAGAGACUGAUCUCAUGGAUAAUUCAGCUAAAAAUUCGGCUAUAUCUUUGUUUCUUUCCCACCUUAAUUAUACUGAAGGGAAUAACACGUCUAAUAUUGUUGAUGAAUGUGAAAACUAUAUGAGUUCAACACUUGAUGAUUAUUCCCUCACAGCUAGAAGCAACCUCACAGAGUUUAUCAAAAAUGAUAAUGAUGUAACUGAAGGGAAAUCUUGUAUAAAUGCAGCAUACCCUAUCAAUCGUUGUGAAAAAAGGAAGGACCAGAGUGUUGAUGUCCAUGGUUGGAAUAAUAUAUUGGGACACAACUCUGUGGUUGAUGAUAAGCUGGAAAUUGACAAUGGUGGUAUCAGUGAGCUUGGUAAUCAUAGGUGUUAUUGCAUAGGUGAUUCAUUAUCUUAUUUGUAUCCUCAUCAGCAACCUGGUGUACUGAAUGUUGCUUCUAAUGCGGGGAGCGCCAAGCAUUGUGGGAAAUUUCCAUUGGGUGAAGUCACGGGCCAUCAUAAGCACCUUAAUUAUAAAUCCACAAAUGCAGUUCAUGUAGCCACUCAUUCUGGUCCUCUUGACUUGCAAAUACCAAGCAAUAUCCCUGGAACAAACUCAUGUUUUUCUGGGACGCAAUCCUCUCUGACAAGCAAGCAGCGUGCUGAUAAUGCCCAUCAUUCUGUGGAUGAAAACUUAAUCCUCCUGGCUUUGAGGCAUGAGGCUGAUUUUUCUAAGUUGGAGUUAUCUAAUAAUUCCACUGAAACUAGCAAUCUGCAUGCAAGAUCCUGCUGUCUUUCAGCCAUGGCAUUACUUAGAAAUGGAAAUAAAGAUGCUACAGCCACAUCUGAUGAAUUAAGGCAAAUGCCUUGUUGUAGCAUGCAACAGGGUGCAUUCAACCAUUUUAGAGCUGUUCAUUCAUGCUCUAAUAGUUAUUGUGGUGCUGGUUAUAACAUCAUAACUGGGAAGCCUGGUGUUGCAGGUCCAAACACAUGUAGUUGCUCGGGUCUGCAACCAAGAAUUUCACUCUGCUGUAAAGAGCAUGACAUCCUGUGUCCUAUGUGUCAUCCAUGUGGUUCUGGUGGGCAAGCUCUGUUGAGAAAUGGGAGAAGCUCAAACAAUGUUGCAACUGAGCAUGCUAAGUGUGAAAUGUGUGUGAAGGAACGUAUUUACUGCUCCUCAGGGCAAUGCUGCCAAUCAUUUCCCUCAAAUUGCUUGACGGGACCUUGUUUUUCAAGGGAUGAGCCUUUCUACGGCAGUAAGGAACAAUGUGCUUGUGAGAAGCCAAAAAUAAAUGCUUCCAUAACCCAUGAUGCUGAAGAUGAAAAAAGAUUAAAAACAAAUCAAAUAGAUUGCUUUAGAAAACAUGCCAUCGUGCAGAGUGACUGCCAAAUUGCUUUCUGGAGAGAUGUCCCUAAUAGAGUAUUAGAGCAUUCGAAAGAUACUGGCAAGGAGAAGUCUCUGUGUGUUAUGGAGUCUGAUGGAUUCAUCACUAAUAAGCACACAGUGACAGCUGUGAAAGAGUUUGAUUGCACCUAUCAAGAAUCUAAGUCUUUGAAAGAGAGACAAGUUAUUAAUGUUUCCUCUGGGCCUUCUGACUAUUCUGCUCCUGCAGCCACUGAAAUUUCCGUUAAAACUAAUGACAGUGAUUCUUUUAGUGAAGAUGAUGGAACUGCAGAGUUUGUUCAUGAUUUUACUGCUGAUGAAGAAUCCCGAAUUGAGAAGUGUGGCUCAUCUGAUUAUCCACCGGACUGUAGAUUUCUAGAAGUUGAGGAGCAUGUAUCAUUGAGUUCAUCCAAGUCAAAAGAUGUAGGAAAUAAGAGUGGUGCUUUUAGAGAAAAUUUAGAGUUGCAGCAACCAAAGAGGAAUUUCAAAGUCAAAAAGAGAAAAGGUCCAAUAAAAUGGAGGAGUCUUAAUGAUUAUCUUCCUGUGCCAGCUCUUGCUAACACCCAUUCUGAUUUACCAGACGCUAUUGGAAAUUCAAAAGUUUGUCUUUCUUCAUUGAAAGAAACAGAAGCUCCUAUUGAACCUAGUAGUGAGAUGCAAAAGUUAAGCAAUUUAUCUUGCAAGUCUCCCAGUAUAAAGCGGAAGCGCUCCACAUUGUCCUCUAUAAAAUCAUUAUACUGGAAGAGAUUUAAAAGUUAUCAGUUAAUACUAGAAGAUGAUAAAGCACAAUCCAGUAGUCAUAACUGCAAUCAUGAUGGAAUAAGAUUUGAUGAUGAUCUGCUUGUGAACCAUAUGCAAGAACCUGCAGAAAGGGAACAUUAUCAGGUAGAUGCUGAAGUCCCACAUUCAGACAUGUCAUUAUGUGGAAAGAGCUCUCCUGACCAUGAAACAGUUAAAUUUAGUAAGAAGCCGAGGCCCAUUGUCUGUGGGAAUUUGGGUGUCAUAUCUGAUGGACUGAAUAAUCAACAGAAACCUGCAAAAAUCCUUUCCCUUAAGUUGGUCAUGAAAAAUUCCAAGAGAUGUGAAAGGUUUGGAUGUGAAGGAAAAGAUCAACUAUCCUCCAGUUUGCAGAGAAAAUCAUGCCCAAUCACAUGUGACAGUAGCUGCAAUGAUUUGCUUCUCGAGGAGGAAACAUCUAAUGGCAGUCAUUCUAGUAUUGUAAAUAAUUCAAUUGUUCCAAAAAUUACAGAAGUUUUGGACCCUGUCUCCAUGGUUUCGUAUUCAAAUAAAGUCUGCUUGAAUAAGAAUGGCGGAUGUGUAGAUCAUAUAUCCAUGACAAAAAAGGCGAACAAUUACGCAAAUUCAAAAUCCGGUACAUGUAAGGAAGGUUCUCUGCACAUAUACAUGGAAACUCGUAAACGCAGUCUGAGUAAAUUAAUGGGAGAAGAUAACAAAAUGAUCAUAUCUACCUGUUCACCAAGCCUUGGGGAAAAGGAGUGCUAUAAUGUAAUUGAAGCAGGAGAUGGUGAAUUUGAUGAAGAAUCAUGUUCAAAGAAGAUUGUAAGUGGUGCAUCAGCAGCAGAAAUCAAUUAUGUCAGUGAUUCUCAGAAAUUGCAACAUGGUGUUUCUGAAACUCUUAUCGGAACAAGAAGAUCCAGAAAAGGACGGGCAAGCCGCUCCCUUCUUGCAGAUUCAGAUGCAUUUUGUUGUGUAUGUGGUAGCUCAAAUAAUGAAGAAAUUGAUCGCUUGCUAGAGUGCAGCCAAUGCUUGAUUAGAGUGCAUCAGGCAUGCUAUGGUGUUUCAAAGGUUCCUAAAGGCCAUUGGUAUUGCAGACCAUGCAAAGUCAAGUCAAAAAACAUAGUUUGCGUGCUUUGUGGCUAUGGUGGUGGAGCCAUGACACGGGCAUUGAAAAGUCGAAACAUUGUUAGAAGUCUAUUGAAGGUCUGGAAAGUUGGUUUGGAAUUCAAACCUAUGGAGUCUUUUCAAAAUGAGACCCGGGAACCUAGUUUGUAUGAUGAAGCAUCCAGAUCUAGUCCUGGUUGUGGCUCCCCACGCUAUCCUGGAACUUAUUAUGGAGAUGUUCCAAAAGUUGAUUUGCAAGACCAGGAUAUGAAGCUGAAUUUUGAUAAUCAUCAGAAUAAUCUGCAAGCUGAUAAUACAAUUAUUAAUGGAGUAUAUGACCCAUGUCUUACCCAGUGGGUUCAUAUGGUUUGUGGCCUCUGGACACCUGGUACAAGAUGUCCAAAUGUUGACACAAUGAAUGCUUUUGAUGUCUCUGGUGCUUCACCUGCUAGGAAUGGCAUUGUUUGCUCGAUUUGUAAUCGUCCUGGAGGUGCAUGUAUCCGUUGCAGGGUUGUCAAUUGCUCUAUCCACUUUCAUCCAUGGUGUGCACACCAGAAGGGUUUGUUGCAAAGUGAGACUGAAGGUGUUGAUAAUGAAAAUGUAGGAUUUUAUGGAAGAUGUUUACUUCACGCAACAUACCAAAGUUGUCUGGCCGACAGUAAUUCUGUGGAUACUCAAGUUGAAAGCCCUAGAAAUAAAGAAUUUAGUUGUGCUCGCAUAGAGGGUUUCAGAGGCAGAAAAAGAGAGGAAGGCUUUAAUCUCAAUUUUCGAAAGCAUUACAAGGAUGGGAUGGGCCGCAUUGUUACCCAAGCCCAGAUAAAUGCAUGGAUUUUCAUAAACGGACAGAAAUCAUUCUUGAGAGGGCCACAGAAAGUGCCAUGUUCGGAUGUUGAGCAUGACUUCCGGAAAGAAUAUAUCCGCUACAAGCAGAUGAAAGGUUGGAAAAGAUUGGUGGUUUACAAAUCUGGAAUUCAUGCGCUUGGCCUUUAUACGGCUCAGUUCAUUGUUCGUGGAGCUAUGGUUGUUGAGUAUGUGGGUGAGAUUGUGGGGCUACGGGUGGCUGACAAACGAGAAAUUGAAUACCAAUCUGGAAGAAAGCUACAAUAUAAGAGUGCCUGCUACUUCUUUAGGAUCGAUAAGGAGCAUAUUAUUGAUGCUACCCGUAAAGGUGGAAUUGCACGUUUUGUCAACCAUUCCUGUCUGCCAAAUUGCGUGGCCAAGAUCAUUUCAGUCCGGAAUGAGAAGAAGGUCGUUUUCUUUGCUGAAAGGGACAUAAAUCCAGGAGAAGAAAUCACUUAUGACUAUCACUUCAACCAUGAAGAUGAAGGUAAGAAACUGCCAUGCUUUUUGCAAUUCAAAAAAUUGUCGCCGGUCUCUUAAUUAGUGAAAAUGUGGGUAUGAAAUUUGCCUCUUCUCUGAUGCUAUGCACAUUGGCUAUAUUUUUUUCUUUUCGUAUUAAUUUCGCCAUGUUGAUAUUGAUAUCACCCUGGACAUGCAUUCCGAUUAUUUUAAGAGAUCCUUCGCUUUAGCAUGAGCAAAUUUCUUCAA